AUGAGCAAGUUGGAUAGUAUUGGUCUCAGAAAGUUGGAGUGCUCACUGGGGCGCAGGGGUAUUGACAGUGUAGUGAGGUCUGCAUGGAUGAAACAGGUCCAAGGUUCGUGGGCCGCCCAAAGAUUACGAGGAAAGCUCUUGAAUGUCAAAAUUGCUCUAAAGAAGUGGAACAUUGAGGUGUUUGGUAAUGUGGAUACCAAGAUAAAAAAGGGAAGCCAGCGUCGUAACCAGAUUAUUGCUUUGAAGAUGGGUGAGCGUAUGGUAGAGGAGGUUUAUGAGAUUAAGGAAAAUGCAAUGUUGGUUGGUGACUUUACAGAGGAGGAGGUGUGGUGUUUGAUUAGAGAGAGUGAUGGCGAUAAAAGCCCAGGACUUGAUGGUUUUAAUUUUGCUUUUUUGAAGAGAUUUUGGCCUCUUAUGAAGAGGGAUGUGAUGGAUUUGCUUGUUGAGUUUCAUACUAACUUGAAGGUCCUAAAGGCUCUUUUGUCUUAUUUUGUGGCUUUGGUCCCCAAGGUUUCCUGCCCUCAAGUUGCUGCCGAGGCCAUUGAUUAUGCUCAAAAAUAUAAGAAGUCGAUUUUUGUUAUGAAGAUUGAUUAUGAGAAGGCAUAUGACUCUGUUGAAUGGGACUAUUUGUUGUUCAUGCUUCGAGGGUGCGGUUUUGAUGAGAGAUGGGUCCGGUGGAUGGAAGGUUGUGUAUAUGGGGGUACUCUAUCAGCCCUUGUGAAUGGGAGUCCUACCGCGGAAGUGGGUCAACUACCAUUUAAGCAUUUGGGCUUACCUCUUGGUGCAAAUCCUAGGAAGUUGUCUACUUGGAAACCAAUACUUGAUGGCUUACGAAAGCGUCUAUCCUCUUGGAAGCAUAGGCAUUUGUCUAUUGGGCGGAGGGUGACCUUAAUUAAUUCAGUUCUGAAUGUUAUGCCCAUCCAUUUUUUGUCAUUUUAUAAAGCACCGAACUCAGUGAUUAAGGAAAAUGUGGCCAUUCAACGUGAUUUCUUGUGGAGAGGUGUCAAGGAUGGCUCAAAGAUUCCUUGGGUAAAAUGGGAAAUGGUGUGUAAGUCUAAGGUUGAGGGUGGACUAGGAAUCAAAGAUGUAAGAUUGUUCAAUUGGGCACUACUAGGAAAAUGGGUGUGGAAGAACAUGCUUUCUCUGGGGAUGUUGUGGGCUAAAGUUCUUCAUAGUAGGUAUGAGCGCAUUGAGUCCUUUUCUAAUUGCUCUGAUGUGGAUAGGAGGGCUUCUUGGUGGUGGAAGGAUAUAGUGUGUGUGCUAUAA
This is a messenger RNA of Cajanus cajan (pigeon pea), 1266 nucleotides long. RefSeq lists its product as uncharacterized. Lineage: Eukaryota; Viridiplantae; Streptophyta; Magnoliopsida; Fabales; Fabaceae. The record is from RefSeq and is a predicted model, not a curated record.